Messenger RNA from Tribolium madens (black flour beetle), 3134 nucleotides. RefSeq lists its product as uncharacterized. Gene Ontology annotation, cellular component: cytoplasm; nucleus. The record is from RefSeq and is a predicted model, not a curated record. Bases 496 to 2955 code for a protein of 819 amino acids. The transcript has 10 exons. Gene Ontology annotation, molecular function: protein serine/threonine phosphatase activity; calcium ion binding. NCBI's taxonomy places the organism in Eukaryota, Metazoa, Arthropoda, Insecta, Coleoptera, Tenebrionidae.
CAAAGUGCAAAAUUUAAACGAAAUUUUUAUAGAUAAAAUUUUUUAACAUUUUUUCCAUGUUCCUGGCAUCUUACCUGAUAUGGCAUUUUUCUCUGGGGCGCGAGUUCUGGCGCACCCUUUCUUGCUCUUAUAAAUCUAAGACUCUCGCAACAUUUUAUUUUCAAAUUUUUGUAAGAAAUUUUAGUCAGGAAGUAGAAACACAUUGUUAUAAAAUUAUUUAAUUUUGUAAUUAUGCUUCUUUAGCUUUGAUCCAUUCAAAUUUGCAAGAAAAACAGUUUUCAGAAGUCUUCAGAAGGGAACAAAUUAAUAUUUAGCACAUAUUGGUAAAUAAAUCGUAACAGACAGAGCAGUUAGCACAAUAAUUACAGGUGAUAGGAUUAAAAAAUUUAUAAAAAACAUAAUACCCCCUUAUUGGUAAAAUUCUUUGUUUUUUGUUUUAGUUAUGGAUAAAAUGACACAAUGAUAUGUCAAAUGUUCCGUUAAAAUGACUUUUCAAUGAAUCGAUCCUCCGGUGACUCUCGGCCAAGCUCUUCAAUGAGUUACAUAAAAUCGUCAACUUUUAAAUCAAUCUUCGAGCUGUGCGAUGUGGUCUCUGUGAUAGUUUGUUGCCGCAUUGACACGUCCAUAAUGCUGAUUAUUGAAUCCAGUUCCAACGAAUAUUGGAUCCCUUCGAUGAAAGUCUCGGGUCUAAAUAGUUGGUUAGGCCAUCUAGCCAAGGAUUUACUAAACGACAUUUUCGGCGGUAACGCUUCAAUUCAAGGACUCGCUCGCUUGAACAAACUUUGGAUGCCGUCACCACACAAAACUCCUUAUAUCUGUCAUGCGAUUUUCACAGCAGAUGUGACACUCGAGAUGAAGAAAAAGUCCAAAAGUCCUUUUGGAAAAUACAGGGGGAAAAUCCGGUGGUGCACUUUCGACGAUAUUAUCAAACUCUUCAAUUCAAGCGUUUUGAAAAGCCCAGAAAUCCUCGAUUUUAUUUCUUGGACUAUUCGAAAACCAUCACCGAUUUUAAACCCGCCAUCUGACCAUGAAACAGUUGGAAAUUUUAUGGAAAUUUCGGAAAAUGUUAUAGUUUCGGGGAAAAACACGAUUUAUGAACAAAUUGUAGAAGCAGCAGGGAUAGACCGUCACGCUCAGGAAGUGCUCUACAAGGAGUUUCUCUUAAUGAGUUACCCUGCUGUCUACUUAACUUUAUCAAAUUUUGUCAAAUUUGUCGUUGAUUUGGGUUGGACGAAAGACGAAGCUCUUCAUUUGUACCGCUCAGCGGACUUGUAUGGCCGUGGGGGGAUUUCUUUUCGCGAAUUUUUGUACUUUUUGUCAGCUACUGAGCCGGGGACCAGUCACGGGGGCGGUCCAGCCGAGUUGCGAUGUCGCUACAUUUUCAGAUAUUUAGACACCGACAAAAAUAAUCUUCUCAAAAAAGACGAAAUGAAAAAUUUGGUGAUUCUUGUACGAAAAUCGCGGAAAUUAAACAUGGAUCCUAUGCAAAUCGAAAAAGAGCUAGCCGAGUGUUACCAAUCGAUCGGAAUCGCUGAUUCUUAUCCACUCACAAUGUCGGAUUUUCUUCGUGCUGUUGGUGAAUUGAAAGUGCGAGGGACGUCGCAAAUUUUUCGGGCCCCUAAUAGUGUCCAAAAAAUCAUAAAAGACAUUAUGUGGGUCGGUUUUGAUGUUUUAUCAGAUUUUCAUCAAUGUUUUGUAGUGAUCGAGACGCUAAAAGUCAAGAAGACAGUUUCCAGCCUGUUUCUGUUGGGGGUUAUACCAAAUGUCCACUGUACGAAUUGGGGAUUCACAGUGUCAAAAUCGGAAAUUUUAUCAACAUUGAACAGUUGUGGAACAUUGAAAUUCUUCUUCACAGAUGCGACCUCCUACACGAGCACACUUCCCAUCUCCGUGAACGAAACUUCUCGAAAAACCUCAACCGACAAGUUCCAUCAGAAUUCAAAAUCAAACGAACUUCUUCGAUCUUUACGAAAACUCUUCGACCUUAACAAAAAAAGCAACUGUUAUGUUAAAAUCGAAUCAAUGGCUUACAAUUGGGGCCCACUCGACUCUACCGUUAUCGCCAAAAAUCUAGCAUCGGUUUGUAGCGAAGCCAAAGCAAUUUUUCUCAAAGAACGCAGACUCCUUGACAUCCCGUCACCAGUUUACAUUUUAGUUUUUUUACAAUUAGGGGAUUUACACGGCAAUUUCCCCGAUCUUCUCAACUUUGAGCGACUUCUAUGGCACGUUGGGCCCGCUUUGUGCCCUUGCAAUCUCCUGUUUUUGGGAGAUUAUGUCGAUCGGGGAUACUUCAGUUUCGAAAUAAUUGCUUAUUUGUUCUCCUACAAGAUACAAAGCCCCAAAAAGGUGUUUUUAUUAAGAGGCAACCACGAAAUUAAACGCGUUCAACAACAAUGGACAUUUGAAAAAGAAUGUAAAAUGAAGUUUGGUGAAAAAUUAGGUGCUUUUAUUUUCAAUUCCAUAAACGAUGUUUUCGAUUGUUUGCCUCUUGCUGCUGUUAUCGAUGGUCGAGUUUUUUGCUGUCAUGGUGGUAUUCCGCCCCCUUGGCUUUGCCCUGUUGUUUCAGCAAUAAAUGAUAUCCCUUCGUUACUAAAUGAGCCCCAAGAGCAAAGCUCUUUGGCUUGGGAACUCAUGUGGAAUGACCCAAUCCGGGCAAAAACAGUCACCGAUAAAAUCGCAAUGGAAUUGCUAGCAAAUGAGGGAUUUGCGGUGAAUAGUAAGAGAGGAACUGCUCAUAUUUUUAGUGUUGAAGCUUUGGAGAGGUUUCUCGCGUCGAAUGGUUUCACUCAUUUGAUUCGAGCUCACGAAGUCGUAGAAGCGGGAUUUUAUUUGCAGCAAAAAGGACAUCUUUUGACCGUUUUUUCCUCGUCGAAGUAUUGCGGAGGGGGCAAUAGUGCGGCUUGUAUUCUCGCCGAUCAAGGCAAACUCAGGAUUUUGCGACUGGAGAGUGAAUAAAAAUUUAAGUUGCGUUUGUAUAUUUUUUAAAAUUUUCUAAUUCUAAUUCUAAUGAAAUAAAAAAAUAAUAAUAAAUAAUAAAUAAAAAAAUCAUGAAUUUAAGACGUUUUAUCCACUUUUGAGUCUUUUGGAUUCCUAGGAUUUGCACAAGCGAAUUUCCUGGACGAUUCUUUAUAAGA